AUGUGUACACCAAAGGCAAAGUGUUCAUUGUGUCCACAAAUUCAAUGCAAUCAUCUUCCUCAAUAUUGUGUCUAUCAUGCAUGGAACCACUUGUCGUGCCAUCAAUGUAAUCAACCAAUUGUUGAAAUAAUUCACAAUUUAAUCUUUUAUUUCUAUAGGAAAAGAUCAACUGCAAGAUCCGAAGAAGAAAACUCAGAUCAUGUUGAUUCAAUUAAAGAUGCAGAAAUUGAAUAUUUAAAUGAACAAUCUUCCGUUUAUGAAAUUUUAAGUGAAAAUUUCAUGGGAAUGGAAAACGUUUUUUCACAAUUCCCAAUUCUGUCAAGAUAUUGGAUGGGAGAGGAAUUGAGAAGUGCAUUGAAUGUAUUGUUGAGAUAUUUCUCAGAUCAUGAUGAAGAAUUGAGAGCUUUGAAAUUGGCAGAAUUUAAGAAUGUCACUCUGGAAUUGUUAGAUAAUUUCCUGAAGGAAAAUCUGUCAGAUCUAUUUCUAUAUUUUGCUGUUCCAGAUAAUGGAAAUAUUCAAUGUAUUGAAUGUGUUGAAAGAGGUCAAUUGCAAGUUGUGGAAGAAUUGAGAAGUAAACCACAAGAACAAGCUCUUGCUCCAGAGGAUAACAUUCAAUUUCAAUGGAUGAAUGAUGAUGAAUUGGGAGUGGUAUUCUCCUUUUUAGAGUUUCCAUUUGAUUUUCCUGUAAUUUCUUUGACUUGUAAGAGAUUGUAUCAUUUCUUGCAUUAUUCCUCCAAUUUUUCAUGGCUCAGUAAUGUAGUGUUUCCUCCAAGAGGUCAACUUCAACUUUGCAGUGCUGGAUCUAGCUUUAAUUUUGAAUUUUUUAUUCGAAACAUGUUCAGGACAUAUAGAGGUCUCACUAAUCUUUCGUCCAUUUCCAAAAUUUACAACUUUUUUGAUUCUUACUAUUUCACAAAUGGUCUACUGAUCAACAAGCUAUUCAGUGAAAAUUUGAUCACAGAGACAUGUCUUGACACUCUAUUUAUCCAGGACUAUGGAACUUCAGGUUAUCUCACUUAUUAUUGGUUGAGAAAAAUACGUAGCUCCAGGCGAGGUCCAAUACGAAGGAUUUCCAUAUUUGUCAUGAGUGGAAGUAAGAGUUUAUUCCAACUAAUGAUUAUUUACAAUUACUUGAAAAACAAUAAUAUGGAUCAGGAAUUGUUAAUUGACCUGAUAGGUCCUUAUCAUAUUUCUCUUUCUCUUAAAUUAUCUAAUGAUGAUUUGAAUAUUCAGGAAACAGGACUACCAAUCAAAAUGGCAAAUACCUUACUCGAAAGUUUACCAGGAGAUUCAGGUUCCAUUUUACCAAUGGUAACUCAUUUGGAUUAUUUCUUCAUGAAAGAUUAUUCUUGGUUGGAGAAACAUCAAGUUUCGAAUGGUUUGGUCAUUCGGCAGGUAUGGGUUGAUAGUUACAUUCCAAAUUAUACUCAAUUAUUGAGGAAUAUGAAAGAGAGGGGAAUAGUUAUUCACAAAAUAAUUCUCCAUCAUGAUUAUUUGCAUAAAGUAACCGAAACUGAACAAGAAGAGUUGCUAUCAAUUACAAGCAAUAUUGAGAUUUGUAAACUUGCAAGCUUUCUGCCAGAUCCACCUGUAGAUAGAUGGCCAUUAUCGAGUGUUAUUCAGUAA
This is a messenger RNA of Naegleria gruberi, 1626 nucleotides long. RefSeq lists its product as uncharacterized. NCBI's taxonomy places the organism in Eukaryota, Heterolobosea, Eutetramitea, Acrasida, Naegleriidae. The transcript has a single exon. The record is from RefSeq and is a predicted model, not a curated record. The coding region runs from base 1 to 1626 and encodes 541 amino acids.